CAUUCCCACUUUCACCAUGUGUCGUCUCAGUGGGAAUCUCCUGGCACCGCCGUGAUGAUCUGCAUCUCCACUGCUACAAAUAACAGAUUUGUUGGUACAGUCAGUGAGGCUGCGUGUGGAUCUGAUUCUGCAGUUACAUUUCAACAGCAGGUAGCCUUUGCUGAAAGGUAGCCUGUUGUCUGUGUCAGUCACAGCUGAUAGAGACGUGGAUUGGCUUGUUUCAGCCUGAGGGGCUCCAAGCCCCUCCUCUCUAUUAAGACUGCCUGUGCGGCGCUUGUUGCAGUGAGCGCGGAGGUUUGUGCGCUCUCAGGUUACGCGUGAGAAGUUGUGGACAAGAGACUGAAGGCACCAAUGUACUGAGAGUAGGAGGAAAGUAGAAACUCACUUCCAUCGUUUCACUUUUUUACCGUUUAAGCUGGGGAAAUACAGCGGAGCCCUCGGACACCGGUGAGAUAAAGCACCUAAACGAGUUUGUGGUUUUUAACUGAGACCACGCAUACCCAACAGUAUGCGGUGCAGUUAUGGCAGGCAAGGGUAAGACAGUCGUGAGGACGCUGGAGGAUUUAACGCUUGAUUCUGGUUAUGGUGGAGCCGCGGACUCGGUCAGGUCGUCCAGCGUGUCGCUGUGCUGCUCCGACACGCAUCAGUCCGUCUCGCAUGGGGGAAACUGCUGGCAUCUGACGGAAUCCAUGCACAGCAGACAAAACAGUUUGGACACAGUGAACACAGUCCUGGCGGAGGACACGGAGAUACUGGAGUGCUCGGGUCAGUGCGCCAAGCUGCCCGAGCUGGAGGACGCGCCAUGGAGUCUCGGAGAGGUGGAGGGCGCACUGAGGAAAGACGAGGAGCUGAUGGUCGGCAGCCCGUCUCCGGAGGUCCUGGCGCGACUUUCGGCUCUCAUCAGCCGCGCGCUGGUGAGGGUAGCCCGCGAGGCGCAGCGACUCAGCUUGCGCUACGCCAAGUGCACCAAGCAUGAGAUCCAGAGUGCCAUCAAGGUGGUGCUCUCAUGGACCAUCUCUGUCAACUGCAUCACGGCGGCUCUCAGCGCCCUGUCCCUCUACAACAUGAGCACCGGGGACAAGUUCAGCAGAGGGAAGUCUGCGCGCUGCGGACUGGUCUUCUCCGUGGGGAAGUUCUUCAGGUGGAUGGUAGAUAGUCGGGUGGCCCUGAGGAUCCACGAACACGCUGCCAUAUACCUCACGGCCUGUAUGGAGAGUCUGUUCAGAGAGGUGUUCAGCCGUGUGUUGCGCAGCGCGCUGGUGGAAAGGGACAACGGCAUCCCCAAGUUUACGCUGGAAUCACUGGAGCAAGCCAUCAACAACGACUCGGAGGUCUGGGGUCUGCUGCAACCCUACCAGCACCUCAUAUGUGGCAAGAAUUCAAGUGGUGUGUUGAGCCUGCCAGAGAGUUUAAACCUGCACCGGGACCAGCAGCGCUCAGGGAGGGGCAGCGAGGGUCACGGCUACACCCAGGCUGAACUCCGCACGCUGGAACAGUCACUGCUUGCAACCAGGGUGGGCAGUAUCGCUGAGCUGAGUGAUUUAGUAUCUCGGGCCAUGCACCACCUCCAGCCGCUUCACAUCAAGAACUCCAGUAAUGGUACCCCAGUCCACCAGAAGACCAACACCACAGUGCACUGGGAGCCUGAAGCCCUUUAUACUCUGUGUUACUUCAUGCACUGCCCACAGAUGGAAUGGGAGAACCCAAACGUUGAGCCCUCCAAAGUCACCUUACAGACUGAGAGGCCAUUUCUUGUGCUGCCUCCUUUGAUGGAGUGGAUUCGAGUGGCGGUCGCUCAUACUGAACAUCGACGGAGCUUCUCUGUGGACAGUGAUGAUGUGAGGCAGGCUGCCAGGCUGCUGCUACCUGGGGUGGACUGUGAACCACGACAAAUAAAAGCCGAGGAUUGUUUCUGUGCCACCAGGAAGCUGGAUGCAGCCUCCACAGAGGCAAAGUUCCUGCAGGAUCUGGGCUUCAGGAUGCUGAAUUGCGGACGGACGGACCUGGUCAAGCAGGCGGUCAACCUGCUGGGACCUGAUGGCAUUAACAGCAUGAGUGAACAGGGAAUGACCCCUCUGAUGUAUGCCUGUGUUCGUGGUGAUGAGGCCAUGGUUCAGAUGCUGCUUGACGCCGGAGCUGAUAUCAACAGCGAGGUGCCAAGCACAGUAAACAAGCACCCCUCAGUUUAUCCUGAAACGCGCCAGGGGACGCCACUCACAUUCGCAGUGUUACAUGGACACGUCCCUGUCGUGCAGUUGUUGCUGGAUAAUAGAGCGAAUGUGGAGGGCGCCCUGCAGGAUGGGGCUGAGAACUACACAGAGACGCCUCUGCAACUGGCUGCUGCAGCGGGUAACUUUGAGCUGGUGAGUUUGCUGUUGGAACGAGGGGCGGACCCCAUGAUUGGGACUAUGUGUCGAAAUGGCAUCUCCUCAGCUCCUCUAGGAGACAUGAACUCAUACAGCCUGGCAGCAGCUCACGGCCACAGGAAUGUCUUUCGGAAGCUCCUGUCCCAGUCGGAGAAGGAAAAGGGGGAUGUGUUGUCCCUGGAAGAGAUUCUGGCUGAGGGAUCAGAUCAUGGGGAGAAGAGACUGGCCCCCCAGGCCAACGGUGGAGGGACUCUGCGAACAGGCGUUCCCUGGACCCUGCACACCUGGCUCGAGUCCCUGCGUACCUGUUAUAUCCAGCACCGCCGGCCGCUGAUCCAGGGCCUGCUCAAAGACUUCAGCUGCAUCCAGGAGGAGGAGUACACGGAGGAGCUGAUCACACACGGCCUUCCACUCAUGUUCCAGAUCCUUCGAGCCAGCAAGAAUGAGGUGAUAAGCCAACAGCUGUCAGUCAUUUUCACUCAGUGCUAUGGGCCCUUUCCCAUCCCUAAGCUGACAGAGAUGAAGAAGAAACAGACCUCACGCUUAGACCCUCACUUCCUUAAUAACAAGGAGAUGUCUGAUGUUACUUUCCUGGUGGAGGGGAAACCAUUUUAUGCACACAAAGUUUUGCUGUUUACAGCUUCACCCAGGUUCAAGUCUUUACUCCAAAAUCGACCUGCAGCAGAGAACACCUGUAUUGAGAUCAGCCAUGUCAAGUACAGUAUAUUCCAUCUUGUCAUGCAGUAUCUGUAUUUUGGAGGCACUGAGGCUUUGCACAUACGGAACACUGAAGUCAUGGAGCUUUUGUCUGCAGCAAAAUUCUUCCAACUAGAGGCCCUUCAGAGACACUGUGAGAUCAUCUGCUCCAAGAACAUCACCACUGAGACCUGUGUGGACCUCUACAAACAUGCCAAGUUCCUUGGUGCUACAGAGCUAACAGCUUUCAUCGAAGGUUAUUUCCUGAAGAACAUGGUGCUGCUGAUUGAACUCGAGUCCUUCAAGCAGCUGCUGUAUGAACCUCUCCCUGCUGAGAGUCCAGCAUCCAGCCCCGGCAUCUGCUCCGACAUCCUUCACGAUCUGGAGAAAACUCUGGCCACACGCAUCCACUCCAUUCAUCUGUCCACCUCCAAGGGCUCUGUGGUGUGACAUUGUCUUUUCCAGAGUCUACAGAUCCAGCCACAGCAUCCAUGUAACACCAUAUUUAACAUCCAGUGUCCUGCUCUACAGCCUGUCCACCUGUCCUGCCCUGCUGCUGAAGGGGAGCUGUUGGAUGUCGUUAUGUCAGGGAUUCCCUUUAAUUCUGCCUGUUGCAGGUCCCUGAGGGGACAUAAUUUUGACAUACAUGACAAAAUCAGAGAGAACUUUCUCAACUUGUCAGAGGCUCGACCUCUGUUGUCUGUUGGCUCCCACUGAUCAUUUCACACCUCUCACAGUAAGUGAAACUGUAAAAAAAAAAAAGGACUAACUUCAAUCAACAGUAUCACUUAGACUUUCUAUUGUAUUUCAUAUGGGAAUCAUGCAUGAAAUACAUACUGUACAUUUUUUUUGCUUAAAAAGGUAGGUUAGAAUUUUAACUCAAUAAAAGCAGCUUUUAUGUCAUCGCUACUAUGAGACUUUGGUUUACAAAUAACAUCACUUUAUGGAAGUGGAUGCCAUUUCAGUCACCUACAAUAUAAAGUCUGACACAUGCCAAAAUAUUAUCCUACUAUACAAUUAAUAAAAGUUACAAUAAGAGUGAGUAGUAGCAAUGCCAGCAGACAGACUUUAGUUGGACUGAACUUACUCGUAUUUUGUUCUGUCACAUCCAUGUUGGAUACGUUUCACUGUGUUAUCCACUGUGUACAAAGGCCAAACUGAUCACAAGAACUUCCACCGACACUGGCCAACACUGCAGUGCUGAUUAAGCUGAAGACGGUCCACUCAGUGAAAUCUAUGCUAACAUACGUUUGAAACAUGGUUGUCCAACUGGGAAACUGACUCCAUGAACACUGUCUACUUUUGCAUGACACCUCCUCAACUGAGCUGCCCUGAUCUUGCUUUUUAUGCAGAGCUUACUUCACAGACAACUUUGACAAAGGGAAGUAAGGAAAACGCUGCUUAUCAACUUUCUACUCACUGCAAAACAGACUUAGCAGGCUUGAAGAUGGACUUCGAUGGCAGGGACUCUUUGAGAUAUUUAAAGCAAAGUGUAAAUACAUCCUGAAAGUCGUUGUGCUGGUCGUUCCUUUUUGUAAGCUGAUGUACAGUAUUCUCCUACACUCGCUUGGCUGACAACAGCAGUCUCAUUGAAUGUGCUCCCUGAACAGUUUGUUCUAGUUGUAUGUCUCUGUUUAUGCAAAGUUGCAUGUUUUAUGUGUUCAUAUAAAUCCCCUGUUUUGCUUUAGAUGUGCUUUUUGUGUAGAUUGGUAGGGCUGAGUAGGGUGUUAAUUGCUCUGAAACCUGUUGAAGUCCAGUCAAAUUAUUUUUUUCCCCACAAAUUAUUUUAGCUCUUUCUGAUGCAUUCCAAACUACCAGGGUUGUAGAAACACUUUCCAUUUAAGUCUUUACCUCCGCUCCUUCACCUCACUCUCUUUCAGUUUUAAAAGGACCAAAUAUUCAGAAUGAUCAGACAUGCUGUAUAAAUGAUUCACAUGCUUGGAGUUUAAAAGAAACACAAUGAACUAGAGGUAUUUUAACACAGGCCAGUUUGACUUGUAAUCAUCUACCACACACACACACACACACACACACACACACACAGUACAUCGCAAUUUAAAAAGAAAUCAUGCAACUUAAUAUGAAUGUAUCACUGCAGCAAGAUUAUUAUUUACAAAAUGUGCAAUGUCGCCAGGUCAGCAACAAACCAAAAAAGGAUGUUUCCCUCUGUUUUCCAGUGAUUUGCAAUGCAAAUGUCUUGAAAGUGUCCUCAUAUUUUGUGGUGGUUGUCCUUCAAAAGAAAGAUUAAUCCUAUAACAGUACAAAUAAUGUUGUAGCACACUCAAAAUUACAUAAACAUUUAUCUUGGGCCAAAACACUUAAAGAGAAAGUCUAUAGGAAUAUAGGAGUUGAUUUUCAGUUCUGUAAAUAGUUACAGAAAAGGAAAUAUAUUAUUAUUUUCUUAUCUACAUGCAUAGCACUAUAUAUUUUAUUUUACAUUCCACAGAUAUUUUGUUUUACAAAAGUGAAAAAGGUUAUAUAAAAAGAUGUGUUAAAGUUUUAGCAAUAUUUCCAUAUGAGUGUAUCACUUUGAGUAGUAUUAUUUAGUAACAUGCCACAGAAUCUAUAAAUGUGAAAUGAAAUACAUAAACAAAAGGCUGACUGAAAAGCAUGAUUAUACUGUUUAUAUUUUUAUCACGUCCAAUAGUAUAGUUUAAUUUCCAAUGUAUAUCACUCAUUUCAAAAGCUAUCAUAAAGAUUUUAAGAGUUAUUAAGCCUAAGUCUGGUUGAGAUUAUUAUUCUUUGCAACAUAUUUAUUUGGCUUUGGACUGAGUCCUACACUUGCCCAUAUAUGAAUUGAAACACCUGCUAUUUAACUGUGCAAUGUAACUAACGAGUCAAACCCUUUUCUCUCCAUGGGGGUAAAGAGGUUCAUAAUGAUGUCAAGCACUUUUUGUGCCAGUGUUACUGUAGCCUUGCCGUCAUGAGCAUUAGUAUGUUAAGAGUGAGCUUAACUUGAAGUCUUAUUGUGAUCCAUCAAGACUUCAAACUUGUCUUUUUUACUAGUCCUAAUGUUAUGCCAUUAGAAAAAGACAAAGUUUAGUUUACCCCUUAACUGCCGCUUUUGAUUCUAAACUGGGUCAAAGCAUAAGAGUAAAUGUAGAGUAAAUGUCGGUUCGCAUGGCUCUUCUUGUUUAAUGUUGUUGAGAAUGUGCUCUGUACACCAGCUUUGUCUAACGAGACUCUCCCCUUACUUUGUCUGAGCAUUUAUUUGCCUGCAUAUUUGUUCCUGGUAAGAAACAUUUCUUCUACCUAGAUGCAGUGGAAACAUGCAUGGGAUAAUGACAAAAUUUCAAAUCCAAGGGGGUAACUUUUGCUAUUUUUUUUUCCUUGUACAAAAUAUAUAUAUAUAUAUGAGAUAUAAAUUAUACAUGGUGUGAGAAGCAGGGAUGUGGUUGAGUCUAACAACAACAAGGAAUGUUACACUCGUGCUGCAGUUCUGUUGUUCCAUGACAUGCUUUUGUGGACAGCUAAUAAACGACCACAGUUUAAACCAUGAA
This is a messenger RNA of Sphaeramia orbicularis (orbiculate cardinalfish), 6562 nucleotides long. It is a transcript of the gene abtb3a, whose product is annotated as BTB (POZ) domain containing 11a. The transcript is spliced from 17 exons. The coding region runs from base 522 to 3512 and encodes 996 amino acids. Gene Ontology annotation, cellular component: nucleosome. Gene Ontology annotation, molecular function: protein heterodimerization activity; structural constituent of chromatin; DNA binding. NCBI's taxonomy places the organism in Eukaryota, Metazoa, Chordata, Actinopteri, Kurtiformes, Apogonidae. The record is from RefSeq and is a predicted model, not a curated record.